GGGCCCCUGGCAUGGGAAUGGGCACUUCAGGCCAUUUUGGUUUGUCUGCCCCCCUAACAGCUCCUCUUCUUGUGUUGGAAUGUACUCACAUCUUCCCAGGACCAUCUUUGACUUCACUAGGUAGUCCAAAGCCCUGCCCUUUCUGCCCCCCCUUUCCUGCCAAGCUUCUGAAGCUCUGGACCUGAGCCUGUGACUGGCAGGUACCACCUGCAGGAGCUGCAACUCCAUUCCUGCUUUCAGGGUAGUAAUUUCAGGCAACAUCUUUAGACAGAAUUUCUCUAUUUGUAGAGUUGGAGAUGGGCAAAUGAUUGAGUUUUCUGAGUGAAGGGCCAAGGCACAGCAUUAGACAGGAAAAAAAAAUCUGUUACAGGUUUCCUCCAAAUUGUCCUUCUGUGGCUGUUUCUAUGUCAAGUGAAAAAGGCAGCAAACCAAACACUUUGCUCAGCCUGAAGGGAAGGCUACAGUGAUCUCCAGUGUUUCUUGGGUUCAUCACUUAAACCAGCUUCCUUUUGGAGUAAAACACUUCAAGUAUGUUUUGGAAACCAGAGCUGGUUGCAGGAUUUGUCCCCAAGCUAUAUGUCUGGAAGCUUAACAGCUGGUGUGAAAAAUUGGCCCAAGGCACACCAGAGAUUCAAUGCCAUGUGUGACAGCCGCACUGAUGCUGCUCCUGAGCUGGGCAGAGGUUUCUCUGCAAAUCCUUCCUGCUCUCCAUGACUUCCACGGUGGCAGGGAAGGACAAGGGGGUCCCCACCCUGCAGGAAUGUGCUGGGAGGGAAACACCAUGAGCAGAAUGUCCUCCCUCAGCCCACGUAGGACCAACAGUGCAGCUCACCCAGUGCACAGCUGCCUCCUUCGACACGCGGUGAUGCUGGAUGAGUACAAGAAGCAAGAUGAGUCCUCUCCCAGGGGCGUGGUGUCGUGGGAGAGAAAUGGGCUAGGAAGAAAUGGAAAACAUCCGUACAGCAAAUGAAGGAGCAGCCCAGGGGGUGCCUCAGCAAGGCGACUUGACCAGGUCAUGGAAAAGAAAAUGUGAUAUUGUUUUGCAACAGCUUUCCAUACUGUUUGGAAGAAAAUUUAGCACUAUCCUCUGCAUCAUCCUGGAGUCUGAUACUGUGGGAUGGACAAAGAUUGGGGGAUGGCUGGGAGCAGCUGCUGCCUCUCCUCUCGUUUUAUUCCUGACAAUAGAAUAAGCCAGUGUGAACUGCCCCUCCCCAAACUCAGAGGGCACGUCUCCACUUGAGUAUUCUUUGGCAAUAUGGAAUUUUGGAAUAUGGAAGAGACUCUCAACCUCUGGUUUGGGUUGCACCUCUUGACCCUAGUAAUAAUUUUAACACCUUGAAGUUUGUCUGGGCCUGCAGAUGUUUGCCAGAUGGAGAGACAGCAAUGUGCUUAUUUGCUGGACCAGGCAAUCAUCUUACUGCUGAUAAUUGGAAACUUAGGGUUUUGAAAAGUAAGCUAGAAAGGUGUCAUCUCCACAACUUAAGUUCAUUUUUAAAGAGAGAGCAGAUCAUUGGCAGAUGAAUGAAACAUCUGAACUACAGAGGAGUCUUGUGAAUCCCCAGGAGAAUUAGGACACAGUAAGCACGGUGGAAAUAGCCCUGAGCUGAAGGCGGGGAGACAUGGAUAAAAUGAACAGGGCAGUGGGAAAAGGAGGGUGCAGCAUGCACUGGCCUUCAGGGUGCUAAUGAAUCAUUUGAGAACGAAUAUGUUCUAAACAGACAAAUGAGCAGUCCUUAACAGACGCUUUACAUUGCCAGCUUCAGUUGAUAAGAGAGGGAUUUUCAGGGAGAUGUGAGGAUGGAGUUAGGUGCUGUGGCUAAGCUGCUCUAUCAGCAAGCCAUGGCUGUGAAGGGGAGGACAUCUUUCUGUGCCCCCCAACAACUGCUGCCACCUUGAGUGCUACAUCCCUGUCCCCAUUUUGGUUUUGGAUGGUGCAAGUCUCUCACCUGGAAGAAAGCCAGGUCCCAUCUGCCUGACCACUUCUGUGCUGGGUGCCAGGAUGUUGAAGGGAGAUCAUCCCUGGGAUGCAGACCUGCACAUGGUCCCAGGCUGGGCUGCAGGGCAAAGGGGAACACGGCUGGUCCUGGAGGGGAGCAUGAUGCACAGGUCUGCUCCAGCACAGGGUAUUGAUGCUCUGAGUGGUCUCUGGGGACGAUGGGGUGCAGGGUCCCAUAGUAACAGCAGCCAUGAAUGGCCUGUGGGACCUCAUGAGCAGAAGAGCCUUGAAGCAGAGAUGAUGGGACUGGAGAAAAGGGUAUGGGUAAAAGUGCCUACUUGGAGGAGAGCAUGGAGCCAUUUAGGAUAACCAUUGUGUUCAGUUCAAUACUGGGUAUAAAUAGUGAUGGAGAAAACCUGAUGUGAAAUCGAGGACUGUAGUCAUUAGCAGAGGAAAAUCAGCCAUGAGCAAAAUUACAGUCUGCCAGCAAGAGCUUCUGUGCAUCUUCCAGCAGCAGAGAGAAUGUCUUGAUAGUAAACACAUCUUGAAGGACCUCUGUGAGCAGUCCAGUGGGAUACUUGUCCCUUUGGGCACUCUGAGCAAGGAGCCUGAUCUUGGGCGAGGGGUUGGGCUGCUUCUGUGCUGGAAGCAUUGGAGCCCAGGUGUCAGUGAGUUUAGCUCCCAGUGGUUCUGUAUACAUGGAUCUUUCUUGGUAGGUGUUCUACACUGAGGGCAGAAUGCCAAUGCUCCUCUCUCCAGAGAGCAGUCUUAAUGUAAUGCCUUAGGGUGGUCCUGCGCUGAGGAAGAGAAGGUUGAAUCCCAGACCCAGACUGAGCCCAUGCUUCUCCAGGACAGUGAUUUAGGUGCUGUAGCAGGCAGGGGAAUUAGUCUCCUCUGACCCUUGGCUGGUAUUUUUGGCUCAGAUGAGAAGUCCAAAACUGUCUUCACUGGCUAAUGCCUCAAGGGGCUGGAGAUGCUGACAGUCCCAGCAGCGACCACACCUGGGAGUCAUUGCCUGACCUCCACUGCCUCCCAGCAACCCUGCUGGGUCCCCAUACAGGAAGGUGAAGAAGCCUCUGGUGAGAGCAAUCCAUCUGCUUUGCUUGCUGUCAUGUGCCCCUUUAAAGCCCCUCACAGGAGCUUCUUGUUGAGGGUGCUGCAGGGCUGCUGUUUGUUUGGGUACAAACCCAUCAGGAGGGCUCUGAGGCUGAGAGGACUGCCCCAGUGUCGCUGUUGGAACGUUUGGAACUUGCCCAUCCCUGAUCCUGUCCUGGUCCACUUCCCUGGCCCAGUGCUGCCAGUCAGGUCACCCACUCUGCUGUGCCUCAGCUGGGCACCCCAUGGCCCCUCUGCUGCCCUCCAGCUCCGGACCAGCCGCGGAGCAGCCCCCGACACUGCCCGCUCUCCUCCCUGGCCCCAUGUACGCAGGACAGCCUGCAAAACUUCCGACAGCCGCCUUAUUUACUUGUUUGCGUCUCCUGCUUAAAAAAGGGCAUGCCGAGAGAGUCUAAACCUGCUAAUUAUACACCUAGCCACCCACACCACCGUGUGCUUUAUUUCCAUCACCAUGCUUCCUUCUUCCCGCAUCGCCAGCUCGAUGAGCCCUUCCCGAGGAGCACGGCGAGGUGCAUCCCGGCCAGCUGGGAUCUCCCCACCACCACCACCACCGGCAGCAUGGAAAGCGUGCGUGAGCUCCAAAACCCGCUCUUGGCCAAGUCCAAUGGCCACCUUCGCAGCAGCUAUUCUUACCACCAGCAUCACAGCCAGGACUACCCCAGCCAUCGCUGCCAAGGGAAACUGUAUUCCUACAUAUUCCAAAAUACUGGUGCUGCCAGGACUCACCAGCUGCUGGAUGCCAGUUCCCUGCAGCUGGCUGUUGAAGCUUUGUACGGCCCCAGUUUCAUCCUUGUGAAGGAUGAGACUGCUCUCAAGGCCAAGGACAGCAAGAUGGAAAGCUGCGAGACCACUUUUACAGAAAGCAAAGAGUCUUCAUCUGAAGCUCCUGAAGGGCAAGAGGCACAAGGGUCCUGCCUGGUAGAGAGUGACAUCCGUAUCCAAACUGUUUCCUAUGAGGUGGAGGAAGAGGAGCUCCAGGAGUAUGAGAGCGACUCCUCCAGCGACAGCGAAAGCGAGGAUCACUUCCUGAUGCUUCCCCCUCGGGACCACUUGGGCUUGGCCCUUUUCUCCAUGCUGUGUUGCUUCUGGCCCCUGGGGAUUGCUGCCUUCUACUUCUCCCAAGGGACCAGCAAGGCUGUCUCCAAAGGAGAUUUUCAUCUGGCCAGUUCAGCUUCCCGCCGAGCUCUCUUCCUUGCCGCGCUCUCCAUAACCAUUGGCACAGGAGUGUACAUCGGGGUGGUGGUAGCACUGAUUGCUUAUCUCUCCAAAGGGGGCCACGUGUAGUUGCCACCUGCAUGUCACUGCCAUCCCUGGCCACUGACCCUUCUGGGACUGAGCUUUUCUGCGGAGCACGGAGCACCAGUGCCUGCAAGGGCUGCUUGCACAGCAGGGCCCCAGCAUGGAUGUCCUGUGCAGGUUUCUUCCUCUUUCAGACAAACAGUAGACCCUGUUCUCCCUGAGGCUGUGGCGUGCGACCAUCUAACAACAGAAUUGAGCACCAGCCUUGCUGCUGGGACAAGGAGGAGCACAUUUGCCUGGUGGAAGAUGUGCAGGAGAGAAACCACACGCUGCUGCUGGACUGGUGCAACCACCCCACUCGGGGGCUACAGCUUCCCCUCUCAGCCCCGCAGCUGGGAGAUCCAUCACUUGCUGAGGCUGGGCCCAUGAAGGGUACACACCAGGAGAAGAGGGUGUGUAUGGUGCCAGGGAAUGACUGCUGCUUCUUCUGGGAGGCCAGAGUCCUGGUGGGGUCUCCAGACUCCUGUGAUGGGGACAACAUUCUCACUUCAGUGCCAUGGGGUGGCCUGACACCUCAGCUGCAGUGAAGUAGGAGGACAGAGCACAGACAAGACCAACAGGCAUGCUCUCUGCAUCCCUCUGCAGACAGACCCCGGAUCCACAGGAGAACAUCCCAGUUGCUGGUCUAUCCCAAAUCAGAAACAAGGAGGAAGGUUGCACACCAUUUCUCCUAUUGUUGGCACAAGCUGGUAGAGACAGCAAGGUUUUCUCUGUGUUAAUAGUGACUGCCAUGAUGAUCCCAAGUCAGAGCCCUCAUAAGGUUGCCGUCCCAGAGUGCUGGGCCCUCAAAAGUUUUGUAAUGGAAAUCUCUACUUAAGGAGUGUCCUGGGAGGGGUGCUGGCCUUGAAGGAUUCCACUCCUUGUGCUAGGUCAGGGCCCUGCACACAAAGAGGGAUGGAAAUAAAAGGCUGACAAAACCUGCAGAAUCUGGGGUGGGAGUGCUGUUUGUGAGGGGAUGAAAUCCAGAGAAGGAAGAGAGGUGGAAGGAGCCUGAGAGACAGGGUGACCCCAACACACUCCUUCCCGUGCCUUGGAGAAAGGUAUCUCCAUCCAUACAAAAGCCUCUGGUAACAAGGAAACACCAAGCACCCCCCCUCAUACAUCUUACUUUUGCUUAUUUGUAUAUUGUCAGCAACACAUGAAAUGCAUCAGAAGUGGGUAUGAAGGCAAUGGUUGCCCCAAAGGGCUGGUGUUAAGAAGCCAUGCCUCACUUCCCACUGUCCAGCAUCCGCCUUUGACCAUCCCUCCUCUCUCUGGCUCUCCUGUUGCCUCUUUUCCUCAUGUGCAGGAGACUGCAGGCAGACUCUGGGCAUCCCUCACCCCCUUCCCAGAGUUUCUGGGCAGACUGCAGCCAGCUUUGCAAGAGAUGCAGCAUGUUCCUCCAGCUGGGUGCCAUUCAAAUGUACAUUUCAUCCUAAAGAAGCAUGUUAACGUCUGCGAUUGCCAUUGUACUUGAGCCAUAAAAGAGAGAAGUGCAUCAGAGGCCUGUACAGGAGCUGGUCUGAAAGUUCCCAUUAUGUUUUUUAACAUGGAAGAACUAAUAAAAAAAACAGGAGAAAAUACUCUGUUUAUAAUAAUGUGGAGCUGGCUGUCAAAGAGGUGAGCUUCACGAGACUGCCGCACUCACUUAAACCUGGAGGUGUUUAUGCUGCUCCUGAAGGAAGUUACAAUCUAGCUGGUGUCUGGGUAUCUUGGAGGGGCGUGUAUUUCAGUGUAGUGGGCAAAUACCACCGAGAGCAGGAUGCUGGUGUAGGCUUUUUUUUCCCCGGUGUAGUUGGACAAGAAUUAGGGACAGAGAGUGGAGCAUCUGUGUGUAGCAGAGGCAAAAAUCUGCUUGAAGAGAGGCAGAAAAAUACAAACAGCAGGAGGAAGUAAGCAGAUCUUGCUUCUGAUGGCAGACAGAGAAGCAGAAUUUGCAGGGAAGGGUUGGCAUGUCCAAAAGAGAUGAGGUGGCCUUAGAGAAGAGUAGUAAGGGGAGACUCACCUGGCACCCAUAUGAUGGUUUUCAUUCCCCUCUCCUGCCUGUGCUCAGCCUUCCUGGAUGUCCAUCUCUCCAAAUAACCAAGCAAGAGCAUUAUUUCAGGAGAGGGGAUGUCUGUGGGUGCAUCUGCAGCAGGGGUGACCAGC
Messenger RNA from Motacilla alba alba, 6478 nucleotides. RefSeq names its product synapse differentiation inducing 1 like (gene SYNDIG1L). The transcript is spliced from 4 exons. Gene Ontology annotation, cellular component: membrane; intracellular membrane-bounded organelle. The coding region runs from base 3431 to 4336 and encodes 301 amino acids. The record is from RefSeq and is a predicted model, not a curated record. Lineage: Eukaryota; Metazoa; Chordata; Aves; Passeriformes; Motacillidae.